AUGAGUGCCGCCAAUCUGACCUCUCCUACCGCUCCUACACCAUCAGUCGCAGCUGUACAGUCAACGUUGGAGGGUAGUCAAACCCAGAAUUUCGAUGCGUCUCCAACGAGUGCUGUGACAACUGCUUCAGACAAGCCAUCGAGCACCAGCGCGCAUGCGAGCGGAUCCAAAUCUGCGCCGAGUGAUGCUGUUGUCACAGGGCUGACACCAGAGCAAGUGUUGCAGGAGCUUAAACGGAGUGGAUAUGUGGAUCAAUUGCGGCGUCGAAUGUACGAUGCUUUCGUCGCCACGACGGUUAGUGGCAAUGGUGUGCCUUCGAGUACGAGUGCCCAGGCUGUCGAUGGUGGUGCGCAGAAGAGCUCGAUUCCACCACCACUCGCUUCUGCUACUGCUUUGGCAUCGUCCGUCUCUGUCUCUGCUGAAGCUCUCGAGUUGAAACCAUCAAAUCUUGUUGCGAAUUCCACGACAGUCCCGCCUCCCAUGCCCAAUAACACUCCAUCAGCCUCAGCUACAACCCCGGAUCUCGACACCAAACCUCGCUUCCUCACUUACCUCUCCACGCUCCUCACCGAACAUAUUGUGCGUGAUCAUAGCAAUCUGCGAAUGUCAGACUCCAGAGGUCAACAAGAUUCGCUCCUCAAACGACUUGAGUCCGACCCUGUCGAUCACGCGCACCGCGAUGCGUUGGGCGAGGCGACGGUGUACGAUUUGUUGGUAAAACACAUCGUUGCUGCAGAUAAGCAAACAGGUGCACUGGCGACGAAAGCGAUGCUGGAUGCGCACAACGGAUGGGUGGGAAAGGAGGUGACAGGCAGGAUCCGAGAGGUGAUCCGAGAAAUGGUACAUCCAAGCGCUAAGGACGGCGGCGAAGAGGAUGAUGAAGAAGAAGACGACGACGAUGACCAAGACGAGAACAAGCCAGAUCAAGACACCGUGACCACUACGGAUGCCGCUAUCGACACAAAGCCUUCCUUCCAUGCAACGACAACACAGCCAACACAAAGCUCUGCAUUGCAACCUCUUCCAUCACCAUCGCAUUCCACCCAUGACACUCAACGAGGCUAA
Molecule: messenger RNA, 1065 nt
Organism: Mycosarcoma maydis (corn smut)
Lineage: Eukaryota; Fungi; Basidiomycota; Ustilaginomycetes; Ustilaginales
Exons: 1
Coding region: 1-1065 (354 amino acids)
Source: RefSeq, a predicted model, not a curated record